Messenger RNA from Anopheles stephensi (Asian malaria mosquito), 2142 nucleotides. RefSeq names its product ATP synthase lipid-binding protein, mitochondrial (gene ATPsynC). The transcript is spliced from 4 exons. Gene Ontology annotation, biological process: proton motive force-driven ATP synthesis; proton transmembrane transport. NCBI's taxonomy places the organism in Eukaryota, Metazoa, Arthropoda, Insecta, Diptera, Culicidae. The record is from RefSeq and is a predicted model, not a curated record. The coding region runs from base 282 to 698 and encodes 138 amino acids. Gene Ontology annotation, molecular function: proton transmembrane transporter activity.
GACAGCGGUCGCUGGAGUUGACAGCUACUGCGCAAGAUCCGCAGAAACGGGCCACUUCCGCUGGCACUUUGCGUAACACAAUGUGCGCGCGUGUGCGUGAAAGCCGCAUACGUAUCGGUACAGGGGUGCGCACACGCACACCACCGUAACCUUUUCACUGCACCCGAGGGUUCGAGGUAACGAAAAUUGCUACCAACGUUCACUGUUCUUCGAUAAGUUGUCGACCGCGUUUUGAAGUCCUUCAGGUACCAGUAAAACCUAAACUCAAAAACAACAUCAUCAUGUUCGUCUCGUCGGCUGCCCGCAUUGCCCCAGUUGCCCGAAGCCUGGUCCUGAACGGAACCAAGGCGUACAUCCGACCGAUCAGCAGCGCCAUCAUCUCCCAGAGCCAGACGCUCGCUGCCCAGAACACAGCACCAGUCGCUCUGUUGCCACAGGUCCGGUCAUUCCAGACUACCCCGGUCACCCGUGACAUUGAUUCUGCUGCCAAGUUCAUCGGAGCCGGUGCAGCCACGGUUGGUGUUGCCGGAUCUGGUGCCGGAAUCGGAACAGUAUUCGGAUCGCUGAUUAUCGGUUACGCAAGAAACCCGUCGCUGAAACAGCAGCUGUUCUCCUACGCUAUCCUGGGUUUUGCCCUGUCUGAAGCCAUGGGUCUGUUCUGUCUUAUGAUGGCUUUCCUGCUGCUGUUCGCUUUCUAAACUACUUAUCUCCCCACCCCCCUUACCCCUUCUACAUAAUCGGACGCAAACCCCGGUAUUCUUAUGUGUAAAGGAGAAGCGAAGGAGAAACAAACAUCCCGCCCCCCCGUCUAAUCAUCCCCCCCCCCCCCAUUACGAACGAACCAUUUUACAAUCCAAGUCAUCCCGUUCCGUCGUUCCCGCUCUGUAUUUAAGUGCCGGUCGUGUUUUCUUUCCGAAUCGUGACGAGUUAGAUAGUUUCGGGAGUUCUGGAAAAGGUAAUUGCAAGAACUGUAGGAAGUUAAGGGAAAAGGAGGGAGACAGUGUGUGUCAUAACUGUCUUGCUCGAAGGGAAAAGAAACAAGUCCUAACUCUAGGAAGAAAAGUUCAAAUUAUGCAUUCUUAGGUGGAAUAAACAAUCCAAAACACACACCACCAUCACAACACAUUUAUAGCAGGUGCUACGGCUCCUCGAAGCUUUUCGAAAUCGAUAACGACGCCCAAUAAUAUCGCGCGCGCGGAAGACAGGAUUACAUUUAGAUGUAGCAGUGAGAACCGGGCGGACCACACAGGGAACGCAACAGAGCAACAUCCGUCUGUUGUUGCAAGCAAACAAACAAGAAAAACGAGACUAAAGCAGCCAAAAACAAAUUAUAAUCGCUUUUUUGUUUCGCUCGUGUUGCGUGCGUGCGUGUUUGGCCACAGUUCAGAACUGCGGCUGGAUGCGUGUCGCCCGGCCGCUGCCAUUUCGGUACGCGAGCGGAACAUAAGGCCUGAAGGAUCUCGGAACAACGAUUAUGACCGCUUCAAAGGCAGUCACCAGGGAAAGUGUUAAAGAAGGACGAGUUUAGCCAGCGCGCCCCCAUCCGGCCACACAUCGAUCGACACACCCGCCCCAUCAGACUCACACACAGACACAGCCACGGAUGGUCAUCUUCAUUUCGGGUUUCCCAACACCACCAUCCCCCCCUCUCUCUCUGUAGACCCGUGAAGCCGGGAGUACUGGCUUUCCGGGAAAAUUUUUGUGUUGAAAUUUAUUUUUCAAAUUUCACAUCGCGUAACGUAACGCGCGCGUGUGUGUUUGUUCUGUUGUGUGCAUUUUUGGGAGGAUUUGUACGCAACUCACAACAGACACACACCGACCUAGAACAUGGGUACAGAGUCUAAACAAAAGGAGUGUUCAAACCAGGAGAUUCUCUUCCUGGGGCGAGAGAGAAUCCAGAAUGUGGGUGCCACCGGGGAAUGUGCAUGAGAGGGCGGGCCCGGACAUGGGGUGAUGCAUCCUUUCCCUGUGUUUUUUUAAAGAACAUCCAACAAUAUCGGACAUUUUCUGUGUUGUGUGGCACAAGAAAAUGAGAGUAAGAAACGCGCACGUUAGAAAAACAUAAGAAGGCAGCGAGUGGUGAUCCAAAAAAACGUAAAUAAAGAAUGAGACUAGUUACUGGUACAAAACUAAACGAGAAAA